Messenger RNA from Melopsittacus undulatus (budgerigar), 2891 nucleotides. It is a transcript of the gene HOXD4, whose product is annotated as homeobox D4. Gene Ontology annotation, molecular function: RNA polymerase II cis-regulatory region sequence-specific DNA binding; DNA-binding transcription factor activity, RNA polymerase II-specific. The coding region runs from base 1257 to 1970 and encodes 237 amino acids. Gene Ontology annotation, cellular component: nucleus; nucleoplasm. The record is from RefSeq and is a predicted model, not a curated record. Gene Ontology annotation, biological process: embryonic skeletal system morphogenesis; positive regulation of transcription by RNA polymerase II; anterior/posterior pattern specification. The transcript has 2 exons. Lineage: Eukaryota; Metazoa; Chordata; Aves; Psittaciformes; Psittaculidae.
CUUCACCGUUCUGCAAAUGGUUAGAAGUUUAAAUACUGGCGGAAUCAAAAGGCAUGUCCGUGCUGAACACCCAGAAAUUACAAAAGUUUUUCUGCCUCUCUCCUAUUUGCCAGGUUUUAGGACGUCUCUUCAAAUUUCAGUUGUCGUUCAGUCGUAACUCUCACUGACAGACUGUGAAUCCAAACAGUUAAAUCUCACCAGAAGUUAUACAAUUUAUUUAAAAAAAAAUAACAAAAAAAAUCCACUAAUCGGUGAAUGAAUCUUUCAAAAGAUACUCAUAAAUUAGCCAGAUAUGCCAGACUUUAGCAAAAUUUUCCCAUCAAGGGUUCAGAUCGCAUCCAAAUAUUUACAGCAACAGCAAAAGAGCUGCACUCGCCUCACUGGAAUGUAUUUACUUGUGCUCCUGGAAUGAUAUUGAUGAAUGAAGACCGAAUUUAUCUCAUUAAAGCCGUGAUAUUUUUAACCUAAUUAAAUGCCGUCUCUAGUUCAAUUGAUUGAACUUUAGUGGUUAAAAGUGAGCGGUUUCUUGCCAUCUGUAUGGUUUUACAUGCAUACGUGUAUAGCUUUACAUACAUAGGCGUGCGCUGGCGUCUGUGCGCGCAUACGUAUGCACAGAGAUAUAUGUUGAGCCUUGAAAGUGAAUGAGAAGUUACUGAUUGCCUAAUUUUAUUCAGCAGAACUAAAUUCUGGUAACUUUUGGGUGACCUCUGCGAGACAAAGGCAGAACAGAUCUAUUGUACAACAUAUUACCCUCUUUUUGGAUGGCUUUGCUUUCCCUCACCUCCUUAUCAGUUUCCUCCCUUUUAACCCCUCUUCAGCUCCUCACUCCGAAUAUUUCUUUCGGUAUUUUACUUAAAGCGAGGUAACAAACCCCGGUGGCGGUCGCAGAUGGGAAAUCAGACGGCAGAGCACAGUCAACCGGGGCGGAGGGCCGCCAGCUCAGACAAAAGGCUGGCCGUACCUGCUGGCCAAGGGGAGCACCGCUGCCCCAGGGGUGCCCCAGCACCCCCGGCACCUGCUCGGGGGGUGCGACCAGUCGGGGAGGGGGGUCAUUCGGUUACGGGGAUAUUCUGGGGUGAAAUCCGUGGAAACACUGAGCUGCGGCGAAAUCCGGUGAUGGGCUCCCGGCUCCCCAUUGGCCGGGCCGGUCACAUGCCCGCCUAACUUUAUUCAGUUGACAGCAAGUAGGAGGGCUCUAUGGCAGGGGGAAAAAAGACAACACGAGAAAAAUUAGUAUUUUCUACCUUCAGAAAUUAAUGGCCAUGAGUUCGUACAUGGUGAACUCCAAGUAUGUGGAUCCCAAAUUUCCUCCUUGCGAGGAAUAUUUGCAGAACAGCUACCUAGGCGAGCAAGGGGCCGAGUACUACAGUGGCUCGCAGGGCUCUGAUUUCCAGCACCAGGGACUCUACUCACGGUCAAACUACAGCGAGCAGCCCUUUAGCUGUAGCAAUGCCCAAGGCUCUGCCGUGCAGCCGCGGGGUCACGGACAGGAGCAAUCCGGCCCGGCGAGCCACUUCCCCGGCCAAGCAGAGCAUUGUCCACCGCCUCCAAUGCCCAACUCGCGAGCCUGCAGCCAGCAGUCGGCCCUCAAACCCCCCCACGGGUCGGCACUUAAGCAGCCAGCAGUAGUUUACCCCUGGAUGAAGAAAGUCCAUGUUAACUCGGUGAAUCCCAAUUACAACGGAGGGGAACCUAAACGCUCCCGCACAGCUUACACCAGACAGCAAGUCCUAGAACUGGAAAAAGAAUUUCAUUUUAACAGGUACCUGACCAGGCGCCGCCGUAUCGAGAUAGCCCACACUUUGUGUCUCUCUGAGCGCCAGAUCAAGAUCUGGUUUCAGAACAGAAGAAUGAAGUGGAAAAAAGAUCACAAACUGCCCAACACGAAGGGCAGGUCUUCUUCCUCUGGUUCAAACUCCCAUUUACAGACUGGUUCCAAGGACCAUCAGACUGACUUGACAACUUUGUAGAAGAGGUGAAAUUUUCCAUUUCAUCCUUCGCUUCUGACCAGUACUGUACAUAACUGACACUGCCAAGCAGAACCUGCAUGUAGCAGCUAAGGACUCGAGAAACUGUCAUCUUUCUUUAAGGUACUGUUGUACAAAGGAGACAAAAUGACGCUACUUUGGACUUUAUUUUAUUUGCCUCUGCUAGCACAACCUAAAAAAAGAAAAAAGGGGGGGAGGAAAGAAAGAAAGGGAGGAAAAAAAAGAGAGAAAAGAAACAUAAUGCAGGCAGUGGGAAUUAGGAAAAUAUUAAACGAGACCUUCUGUCCAUAAAAAGUAAUAAAUCAUUGAAAAUGAAACUGUCCUGUGUUUCAGUUUUGAAUUCGAAAGUGAAGGUUUGAUGCUUUAUACUGGGGUUUUUACUUUUAAUUGUCUUUUUCUCCCAUGCAAUUUCGGGAUGAUGCAUCUGGGCAAGUUAAGGACAGGAAAUUUAUAGCGUAGUCUUAUUUGAACAUGAAGACUACUAAUUGUGAACUUUUUUGCUGCUUUACCUUUCUUGGUGUAAUGAAAAUACUUGCUCAUUUCCAUAACGUCUCAGAAGGUGUGCAUAGGACUUCAGUGAAAACGGGUUAUUCUAUGUACUGAUAGUGUUAGUAUAUUUAUUUAUUUGUUAAGUAGAAGAGUGAAGAUAAAAAGAAAAAUAGUAAAACCAAAAAACAGGGAAGGGGAGUUGAAAUACAACAUUUCUCCUUCCCAGUCUCAUGAACUCAUGUAUAAUGUUUACUUGUCUUGAACGUACACAACUUUCUUGUCCUUUUUUUUUUUUUUGUCAUUUCCUUCUUUGUGAAUAGGAAAAGCAUCCCUGCUCCUUACUGUGUGCCAUCUAGGGCUAGAAGGCUUGAAAUCUGUUUCCAAAGCCUGCUCUGCUCAGUGUUGUGCUUUAAA